AUGGGCGAGGACGGCAUAAAACUGCUUCAGCAGAGGCUGGCCGAACGAACCCGCGAACAUAAAGCAACGCGAGAAGCAGCCCUAGAGAGCAAAUUUCGUAAGCUGCCUGCUCCAAUGUCAUCCAAGAACGACAAACUGGUGCACAACUUGUCGUCAAAGGAGCUGACGGAGGAACAAAUGCAGGUUUUACGGCAUCAGGCCUCAUUCAACACAGCCGAUGCCAAACCUGCCAACAUGAUCGCAGCAGUGGAAUCAAUCCUCAGCCAGACGGGAGCGACAGACGAAACGAAGAAUCUCAUUCGACACCAAGUGUCCUCCCUCCUCAUGGCUCAUAGGCCGCGCGAUGUGCUUUCCAAGGUCGAGCGCGAUGCACUUAAGGAACUCAGGGCCGACAACGACCUCGUUAUCGUGCCUGCGGACAAGGGGCGUUCAACGGUCGUAUUGGACAGGACAGACUACAAUCAAAAAGCCAAAAGGUUGUUGGAGGAUCGUCAGUCCUAUGUGCCAUGCGAAUCCAACCCCAUGAAAACGCUGACACGCGAGAUUAACGCGACGCUUUUGGCAAUGGAGAACUCAGGUGCAAUAUCGCCAAUCGACCGACGCAUGGCGAGAGCACAAGAAACGGCCCUAGCCCGAUUCUACGGUCUCCCAAAAGUGCACAAAGAGGGCGCUCCUCUCCGGCCUAUCGUGUCACUAAAGGGCACUCCAACCUACGGACUGGCAAAGUGGCUGUUCCAACGUCUCAAGUUUCUGACCUCCGAUUCGAACACCACAGUCAGCUCGUCAACGCAAUUCUUGGAGAAACUUAAAGGAGUAAGUCUCCUGCCAAGCAAUAUCAUGGUUUCCUUUGAUGUCACGUCCCUUUUUACUUCUAUCCCGCAGGACCUGACAGUCGAGACAAUCGAACUACUCCUACGAGAGAAGUACGACGAAACGGAGAAUCGCCUCGGACACGCCCAAAUCAUCCAGCUCCUGAAGUUCUGUCUCAAGACGUACUUUACAUUCGACGGAACAAUCUACGAGCAGGUGAAGGGAACGCCAAUGGGUUCGCCGAUUUCGGGACUCAUAGCCGAGGCGGUCCUUCAACGGCUGGAGUCGCUGGUUUUCCGACACCACAGACCGAAAUUCUGGGCUCGGUAUGUGGAUGACACCUUCGUCGUCAUCGAACGGGAUCAGGUGCUGACUUUCAAAGAACAACUCAACGCCGUCUUCCCGGACAUUCAAUUUACGAUGGAGGAGGAGGAAAACAAUCAGCUGGCCUUCCUGGAUGUCCUCGUCUGCCGCAAAGAUUGUGGUGGCCUAAAAACCAAAGUGUUCAGGAAAGCGACAAAUACGACGCAAAUACUGAACUUCAAUAGCAACCACCCGAUCAGUCACAAACGCAGUUGCGUAAGGGUGCUAUACCGGCGUGUUGAGACGCACUGCAGUGAAAUGGAAGACAAGGUUGCUGAAUUACAAUAUCUUCGACGGGUAAUGAGAGCCAAUGGUUACCCGCGCAACUUUGUCAACCAGUGCAUACGAAAAGGACACCAGAGACCAAAUCCAACUAGCCCCAAAUUUUGGCGGGCUCUUCCGUACGUGAAGAACGUCUCGGAAGCCGUCAGUCGUCUUCUCACUCCACUUGGAGUUGGGGUUGCACACAGGCCGGAAGCAACCAUUAGGCGCCAAGUAAUGAGGCCAAAAGACCCGCUGCCACGGCAGGAAACGUCUGGAGUCGUUUACCGGAUCUGGUGUAGUUGCGGACAAAGCAAUUAUGUCGGAGAAACUGGGAGAUUACUCCGUACGCGACUUGCCGAGCACGCAGCAGCAGUGAGGCGGGGAGACGCUAACUCUCAGGUGGCGGCACACUCGACGGGACCCGGCCAUAAUUUCAAAUUUCAAGAGGCCGAAAUCCUCGCAAGGGGUGACAACCGCGUGAGCCGCGAGCUGCUCGAGUCAUGGUUCUCAGGCCCGCAAUCCAUCAACAAACACAAUGACCUCCCGGUGGCCUAUUCCGUAUUGCGAUUUUCCCUGGGCAGGAGAAUCAGACACGUGGGGAGGGCGCGGGUGAGCAAUUAUCACGGUGACAGUGAGCCAGUUUGCGGAGCAAUCGUCACACCAGCAUCGAGCACGGAUGACGAAAUCGCGGCAAUUAACAACUCGGACUCGGACCGCCAAGCCACCGCCGCAUCAAUUACGACCCCAGCGGCGAUUGUGAGAACUGUUAAUUGCAGUGCGCAUACGGUCCCACGACAGCCACGUGCUAUAAAUACUGCACUCCUGGUGCCACCUUCACCUCUAUCUGCGAAUGUUUCUGAUGAUGGGUUCGAGUGUGAAUCCGAAACGUCAGGCAAGUAA
This is a messenger RNA of Spirometra erinaceieuropaei, 2337 nucleotides long. The record is from the annotation of a GenBank genome assembly. Lineage: Eukaryota; Metazoa; Platyhelminthes; Cestoda; Diphyllobothriidea; Diphyllobothriidae.